Arvicola amphibius (Eurasian water vole) is the source of this 1275-nucleotide messenger RNA. It is a transcript of the gene Rit1, whose product is annotated as Ras like without CAAX 1. Lineage: Eukaryota; Metazoa; Chordata; Mammalia; Rodentia; Cricetidae. Gene Ontology annotation, biological process: Ras protein signal transduction. Gene Ontology annotation, molecular function: GTP binding; GDP binding; GTPase activity. Bases 157 to 816 code for a protein of 219 amino acids. Gene Ontology annotation, cellular component: plasma membrane. The record is from RefSeq and is a predicted model, not a curated record. The transcript is spliced from 6 exons.
AUAGCUACGUCCCGCCCACCGGCGCCAUCUUCCUGGACCCGGGCGGGGCAGUGGGUUGUACAGCGCCGCUCGGGAAGGAAUCCGGUCUGCAACCCGGACUCAGGGCUUCCUUCAGAGGAGGCCUUUCCUAGGGGCCCAGGACUGCUCCUAAGGACAAUGGACUCCGGAGCUCGCCCAGUUGGUAGCAGCUGUAGCAGCCCUGCAGCGCUAUCACGGGAAUACAAACUUGUGAUGCUGGGUGCUGGUGGCGUUGGGAAGAGCGCCAUGACAAUGCAGUUCAUCAGCCACCGAUUCCCAGAAGAUCAUGACCCCACCAUUGAAGAUGCAUACAAGAUCCGGAUCCGCAUCGAUGAUGAGCCUGCCAAUCUGGACAUUCUGGAUACAGCCGGGCAGGCAGAGUUUACAGCCAUGCGGGAUCAGUAUAUGAGGGCAGGAGAAGGAUUUAUCAUCUGUUACUCCAUCACGGAUCGCCGAAGUUUUCAUGAAGUUCGGGAGUUUAAACAGCUGAUUUACCGCGUCAGACGCACCGACGACACGCCAGUGGUUCUCGUGGGAAACAAAUCGGACCUGAAGCAGCUGCGGCAGGUCUCCAAGGAAGAGGGAUUAUCUCUGGCGCGAGAAUUCAGCUGUCCCUUUUUUGAGACCUCUGCCGCAUAUCGUUACUACAUUGAUGACGUUUUCCAUGCUCUUGUACGGGAGAUUCGUAAGAAAGAAAAGGAGUUAGUAUUGGCCAUGGAGAAAAAGUCUAAGCCCAAAAGCAGUGUGUGGAGGAGGCUGAAGUCGCCGUUCAGGAAGAAGAAAGACUCAGUAACUUGAGAGAAGUGUGAAGUCCCUGCUGUGAACUGCGGUGCUGCCCGAGCAGCCCAGUACCUGCAAUAACGGGCACACUGUCCGCUCUCUUUCCCGCUACUCUGAAUACCACUGGCGAGGGGGCCACUGGGCGUUUUCAGUGACUCUGACCUUUCAGCCCUCAGAGCGCUGCCCACUCCUUGAUUGUCACAGGGGAAUUUGAUCUGCCAUUGUGUUGGUUAUGUUGCUGAUGUAAAUUAAUUUGUGUAAAUUGUUUAUACCCAGGAGAAUAUGUAUACCGUGUGCACUUGACUAAGUUUACAAAAGGAACUUUGCUGUGUAUCCCCACCGUCCUUCAACUUGAGCGUCCUGGGACUGUCUCACAGAAGGGCCUCUCUGCCUUGUUUUUCCACACUGUGUAUCUUGGAGACAGAACAAAAUAUUGAAUAGGGAAACUAAUGAUAAAGAGAUUGGUGCUAAAGGUGA